UCCAGAUGAAUUCUGAUUCCUGUUCAACAAAAACCGUGUCAGCAGACGAUACAGAUUCUCCAUCUUCUCUAGUUGCCGAACACACCAUGUCCGAUUCCCAGGAGCAGCUGAUAUCUAGUGAAAACACGGAAGUCGAUAAGCAAGCUGAAGAAGACCGAAAACUUCGUCGUCUUAAUCGUCGUAAAGCACUGGCUUUAGAACGAAGUCCUCUUCCUGUUCCGAAGCUUGGGAGAGUCCUAUUAUCUGCCAAUAGUACGAUUGACCUGACAAAUGAAGAUGAUGACCCAAGUAACAAAUGGUUCAAAAAGACGUUUAAUGCUGAAAAAAUUCCGAAAUUGGCAAAAAGUCCGGAAGAAGCUAAAUUAUUCGCCGUUCCUCGAAAAAUAUCGAAGAACGCACCCAAGAGCCUUCUGACCAGCGAGACUUUAAAAAAGAAGCUUCAAGCUUCGAUGUCAGCGAAGCGACGGAAAGAACAAGAGCAACGUCGGAAAAUGUAUGAAGAGGAUAAUGAACAUCUGAAGGCUGGCAGUGAUGAAGAAGAGGAAGAAGAUGUCGUUUUUAAAAAAAAGAAGGGAAAGAAACCUGUGAAUGAAGAAGAAUAUAAAAGCGAAGAUGAUGAAGACUAUGAACCUGAAAAUAGCGGAGAAGAAGAUUCAGAUGAGAAGAAUAAUGGCCGAGCCGACGAUGAAAUGAGUGUGAACUUGUUGAAUGACUCGUUUACUUACGAUGUUUUCAAUAAUGUGAAGAGAUCAGGACCUGGAUCAACUGUUUCAAAUUUCGACUCGCGUUCCGAAGCAGAUGUUGUUGAAAAAAAUGGAGUAGUUCAACUGCCGACAAUGACGGAAAUUACUGGCGGAUCCAACGAUAUUCUCAAUUUGUGCCCUGGAAGUUUUGGAGUUUCACAGUCUGCUGGUUUUCCAGACACUUUGCAAAUGUUGAUAGAAGAAGACACGACUGAAAGAAAAAUAAAUCUGCCACAAAACUCGACGUCCGUGUCGUCAGACAAGCCCCGCUUGGAAGAAUCUGAAUCUGAAGACGAAGACGAUGUUGGUGUGAAGAGGAGACUUCCGGCAGUGAAAAAUCAUCGAGUUUUGGAUUCGGACGAAGAAGAUGACGUCAUCGAGGAGACAUUGCCAAGCCAAGACGUUUUUGGAUCGGGAACUUUGGAAGAUUCCGAAACUAUCAAAGAAAUUUGCGAAAAAUCUGGUGAAUUCACUGAAAAGAUAGAAACAGUUUUAGAAGAAAAAACCGAGCUGAAAAGAGUUGUUCUGAGUGAUGGUGAAGAUAGUGAUGAAGAAGCUGAAGAAGCUGAAGAAGAAGGUGAUGAUGAAGAAGAACCAGAGGAAGAUGACAUCGAGAGUGAGAAUGAUGAAGCUGAAACCGAAGGAGUAGAAGCUCCGGAUCCAAAUUUCGACGAUGAAGACGAUGAAUUAGCUAUCUUGAAACGUUUGCAACACCAAGAAUACAAACAAAAAAUCAAAAAGAGAACACUUUUUGAUGAUGAAGCUUCACUUUCCGGUGAUGAUGUUGGAAGUGAUCUAGAAGAUGAAGAAGGCAUGGAAAACGUUUAUGAAGCAGAAGAAGGAGAUGCAGAUGAUGUUCCCGAUAAUGAUACUAUUCGGAGGCAGAAUCAUAAGUUGUUGCUGAAACAGGAAAACGAUAAGGAACAAAGAGAGCUUGCAAAACUUCAAGACCGUCUACUUGCCGACGGAGAUCUCGGUGGAGUUGAGACGAAUCGUCAAUUCCGUUUCAAGUUACGAGAAGAAGUUCAAAUUCAAAUGGGAGAUGAUGUAGAUGGAAAUGAUGGUGAUGGAGAAGAUGAUGAACCAGAAGAAGAUGAACAAAAAAAGAAGGAACGAGCCGAAAUGAUCAAGUUCAAAUAUGAACAUGCGGAAGAAUUGAUGUUGCUCGAUGAGCCGAAACAAGGCGAUGAUAUGUUUGCUCGCGCCGGAAAGUUAUUCAAGAAAACUGAAAAAACUGUAAUCGAAUUCUCCGAAGAAACAAUGUUCAAACCGAGACUCAGCAAGCCAUCUCUACUGUCAAAAACCACUCUUGCUGUCACAUUUCAAGAAGUUCUGAAUGGACCUGGAGGUGCAGCAAAACAGAUGUAUGUGCAAAGCUUUGAGAAGCCAACUCCUCUCUCAACUGGACAUAUAAGUUCACCGUCGUCUCGAUUGAGCACAGGAAAACGAUUGCUGAAAUCGCCAGAAUCGUCAGCAUCUGCAAAACGUGUCAGAUCUAGUAAACUUAGCUCUUUGGAAUAAUUUUUCUAUUGCUUUUUUUUUGUGAAUUACAGUUAUUACCCCUCAAAACCUCUGACAUAUCUGUAUUUUGUUCUCACUUAUCUGUGGAUUUUAUUUCUCUAUUUUAUGACUGGUUGUGUUAUUUUUAAACAAAAAGAUCUUGUAUUUUAUAAGAUUUUAAAAUUGUUUUUAAAAGAAGUUUGAAUACUUU
Caenorhabditis elegans is the source of this 2454-nucleotide messenger RNA. It is a transcript of the gene clsp-1, whose product is annotated as Claspin. The transcript is spliced from 8 exons. The record is from RefSeq and is marked reviewed. NCBI's taxonomy places the organism in Eukaryota, Metazoa, Nematoda, Chromadorea, Rhabditida, Rhabditidae. Gene Ontology annotation, cellular component: nucleus. Bases 6 to 2264 code for a protein of 752 amino acids.